Thlaspi arvense is the source of this 1626-nucleotide messenger RNA. NCBI's taxonomy places the organism in Eukaryota, Viridiplantae, Streptophyta, Magnoliopsida, Brassicales, Brassicaceae. The record is from the annotation of a GenBank genome assembly.
CAAAUUGUGGAUACGACCACGACGUGCAAGAAGCCUAGAAACACAUACUCUCUUUGAUUUCCUCUAUAAGACAAACAGCUUCGGCCAACGAAUAAUUACAAUUGGCCAUUACCCCAAAAUAGAGAAAACUCGCAUUUGUCUUUGGCGAACGAGAGAGAUUAGAAAAUGGGAUCUCAUCAUGACGUUUGUAACGGACAAAAACCACACGUCGUUUGCGUGCCUUAUCCGGCUCAGGGCCACAUCAACCCGUUGCUGAAAGUGGCUAAACUCCUCCACGCCAGAGGCUUCCACGUCACCUUUGUCAACACCAUCUUUAACCACAACCGUCUCCUCCGGUCCCGUGGGCCUAACGCUCUCGACGGGCUCCCUUCUUUCCGGUUUGAGUCAAUCCCUGACGGUCUACCGGAGACCGGUACCGACGUGGACGUCACACAAAGCAUCCCGGCCCUCUGCGUGUCCACAAUGAAGUAUUGUCUUACUCCGUUUAAGGAUCUUCUCCGGCGUAUUAACACAGGAGAUGAUGUUCCUCCGGUGAGCUGUAUUGUUGCGGACGGUUGUAUGACCUUUACUCUUGAUGCUGCGGAGGAGCUUGGAGUCCCGGAAGUCCUUUUGUGGACUACUAGUGCUUGUGCCUUUAUGGCUUAUCUACACUUCUAUCUCUUCAUCGAAAAGGGUUUAACCCCUUUUAAAGAUGAGAGUUACUUGACGAACGAGUACUUAGAGACGGUUAUAGAUUGGAUACCGUCGAUGAAAAAUCUAAAAUUAAAGGAUAUCCCUAGCUUCAUCCGUACCACUAAUCCUGAUGAUUCGAUGCUUAAAUUCGCCAUCCGCGAGACCGAGCGAGCCAAACGCGCUUCUGCUGUCAUUCUAAACACAUUCGAUGACCUUGAUCAUGAUAUCAUUGGGUCUAUGCAAUCCAUUCUACCUCCGGUUUAUUCAGUUGGACCGCUUCAUCUCUUAGAGAACCGGGAGAUUGAAGAAGGCAGUGAGAUGGGAAGAAUGGGGUCGAACUUAUGGAAAGAGGAGACAGAGUGUUUGGAUUGGCUCGACACUAAGACUCGAAACAGCGUCGUUUACGUCAACUUCGGGAGCAUAGCGGUUAUGAGUGCGAAGCAGCUUGAGGAGGUUGCUUGGGGUUUAGCGGGAAGUGAGAAGGAGUUCUUAUGGGUGAUCCGGCCGGAUUUAGUAGCCGGAGAGGCAGCGGUGGUUCCGCCGGAGUUUUUAACGGAGACGGCAGACCGGAGAAUGUUGGCGAGCUGGUGUCCUCAAGAGAAGGUUCUUUCUCAUCCGGCGAUCGGAGGGUUCUUAACACACAAUGGAUGGAACUCGACGCUGGAGAGUCUCUCAGGGGGAGUUCCGAUGGUGUGUUGGCCGUUCUUUGCGGACCAGCAGACGAAUUGUAAGUUUUGCUGUGACGAGUGGGAGGUUGGGAUGGAGAUUGGGGGAGAUGUGACGAGAGAGGAGGUGGAGGCGGUGAUUAGAGAGUUGAUGGAUGGAGAAAAGGGAAAGAAAAUGAGAGAGAAGGCCGAGGAGUGGCGGCGCUUGGCGGAGGAAGCGACGGAGCAUAAACAUGGUUCCUCGGUUGUGAAUUUUGAGACGGUUGUUAAGGUUCUUUUGGGACAGUGA